GUAACCUCCCACAAAUCCACUUUUAGUUUUGCUUUUUGUUACCUUGAGCAGAAAACCAAAAAAUACAUUAUUCGUUUUCACCAGCUUUCACAUGUAAGCUAACAAAUUCUAAUAUUACUAAAGUCAAACCAGAGUCAAUCGUCUUCGAUUUAACUUAAUUAUAUUUAAUCAAUCAAAUUUUAUAAGAGCCGUAGGCGUAGCUGAAAAUUGUCUCCCAACAAGUACAAAUUGAAAUUGAAUGAUUGAAUGCCAAGUUUUUUCCAAUUCCAAGAUUGACGUUUCUGAUUUCCCUUGAGUCCCGGGUACUAUAGUUUGACUGUGGAUUUUUAAUGUGACUGGUGUAAUUUACUAGUACUGGGACUGUAACUGUAAUCUCUGGUUUAAGUUUACUACCACUAAGGGGUCGUCCAUUAAUUAAAUUAUAUCAACACCAAAAAAAAAAGGGUUUGGUUGGGGGGNAAAGGGUUUUGGGGGGGGGGGGGGGGAUGGAAAUGUCUGACAAUUAUUGACGGGAAGGGGAGGGGGGUAGAUUAGUUGAUGUCAACAAUCAUGUUUUCUCUAUUAAAAUGUUAAUCUUAAAAAUUGACUGGUUAUUACAUUAUUUGGCUACCCAUUAUUUUAACAAAUUUAAUGAGUGUAAAUUAAAAUAGUUAUAUAAUAUAAUUUUUAAGCUAUUAACAAUAUAAGAUUUAUUUAAUGAAAAUUAAUGUGUGUCUGUCUGUGCACUGCUGAUGGUUGGUCAGAAUGUUAGCACAUUUGUUAGUGUAAGAGAAGUCAAACAUUUGCCUCUCUUUGCCUGGAGAUUCUAUUUGCGCAAAUGACUAGGUUGGUAUGUUUGCGGUCAUGUUGCAGGUAUGGAACAAGGACAAGGUUCAAGUGUGAUGUGCAGUCAAGAUAAAUGGUAUUGAUAGAGUAGGAAAAUGAUAUUAUGAGAAUUAGGGGAAAGUAAAGUGAGUAACAAUAAUAACAUCGCUGCUUGAACGGAUUUGCAAAAUCUGUAGCUUCUAUUUUGCAUCACAAGUCAUGUUGAAAAAGCAAGUUCAACAACACCGACAAUGCAUAAAAAAUUACCACCUGCUCUGCAACAAAAAAAAAAUUUGACUAAUGCAAGUAGCUGCCAGGAGACUGAGAGAGCUUAUGGCAGUUAUUGCUCACACUGUCAAUGCUUCUAUUUAAGUGCUGAAUGGUUAGAUGAGGAUGAUGUUGAUGUGUCUGGUAUAUCAAUUCCGCAAGAUGAAAAUGAUAAAUCAGCUACUAUGCCCAUUGUUAUGAUAGAGCAACACCUAGCUACUCCCUGGGAAGAUGAUAGCAGCUAGAAACUAUGCUACAAUUGUCAGCUAUACUGACAAUAAUCAUAUUUCUACUUCCACAAACAAUGAUAUUUAGUCUUUAACAACCUUUUCAUUUAUUCUGCAUUAUAAAAUUUCAGUUUAAAAACUUUUUAACUUGUUGAUUAUCAAGCUAAAGGUGCAAUAAAAUGAUUUCCCUACAAUUUUGUGUUAUUAAAAUAGAUCAGCACAAAGUCAAAUGUAUUUAUAUAUUUAUUUAUGUUAUACCGGGUAAUUCAUUUUUUUUUGUAAACAUAUGUUGACAUAAUUACUUAGGGGCAGUUUGACAGUUGUUAACAGGGGGGUCAAAAUUGCUUAAAAAUUAUUGACAUAAUUAAUGGACGCCCCCUAAUCAUACAAUGAUAAUAAUAAUAAUUGAUAAGUUAGGCUAACUUAGGCCACCUAAAUAUUUAUAAUGUAUAUUAUUGAUGAUAUUUUUUGUCAGGCCAUUCCACUUAAUUUUAAAUGACUUAAUAAUUAAAAUAAAUAUUGUAAAUAUGUAUUUUUUAUAUCCAUGUUUUAUUUUUAUCUUGUUACACAACUUUAAAAAAGGGUAUACCGGUUAAUAAAAUAGUGCAAUAUAAGUGUUUUAUUAACUUAAAUCCCUUCAUGAAAUAAAUGGUACUCUUAAUAAAAUUCAUAUAUUUUUAAUUAAAUUGAAUUAACAUAUACAAUUUUCAAAUACGACUUUUACAGAUUGCAUUGGUUUGAAUGACAACAUUCAAUUAAAAAACAAUGGAUCUGAGCCUGAAUGAUUUACCCUUGCGUCGUCUUUGUUUCUCACAAGCUUCACUGCGUGAAGGUAUCAAAAGACAGGUUGGUUAUAUUCAUACUAUUUUAUUAUUUUUAGCAAAAGACAACCAAGAGCAAAAUGUCUAAUUCUUCUCUCUAUGAUGACAAUUAGCACUUACUUAAAAUGAUAAUUAUUGUUUUUGUUUUUUAAGUGACAGACUUUUACAUUUAUUUAAAAUCUUGUUUUCACUAUGUUUUCUUUUACAAUAAAUAAUAAUAUUAAUAAAAUAAUGAUUUUUUUCAACAAGUUAUUGAAUUUUUAAAUCUUUGAUUAGAUUAUAGCUGAGGUUGCUUCAGACCUUUCAAACCUGUCAACUCCAUCUGGAAAAAAAGACCUAGUGAAGCUAGCAAAUAAUCUUGUUCCUUUCUUAAAUGAUCCGACAUUUUCCUCAAUUUGGGUUGCACUCUUUGAUAGACUCUCAAGUUUUGCAAUUGAUGAAGAGAUCACUUCAGUUUUUAACAGUGCUAACCAAAAACAAGCUGAGCUAUUUGAAGAAAAAAAUAACAGUAAGUGAAAGUGUAAUUUAUUUAUAGAUCCUAAAUAUACUUAUCUGUUUAUUUAAAAAGUUAAUGUCCAGUUAAGCAAAGUAUUUGAUAUAUUUUUACAAUAAAUAUGAUUUAUUUAAUUUAAACAAAUAUUUUUGUUUCAGAAACAAUCCCAGUUUCAGUUCUGCAUCGUUUAUGGCUGGCCCACCUGCCAUGUUUGGAAUUUACUAUUCUUACAAUUAUCAAGCAUAUCUCAACAUCCAAGUACUGUUUUCCUGCCAGGAUUAGGGAUGUGCUGAACAAAAGUUUUAUUGUGAGAAUAAUUAAUUAGCUGAUAUACCCGGCUUUGCCCAGAAUUACAUUGACUUAAGUCUAACAUAACAGCGCUGUCCAUAAUGUGUCGUAUAAUUUAUUACUGGAGGGGGAGCCCUAUAAAAAUUAUUUAGAAAAGUACUUUUAAAAACUGUAACUUGGUUGAAGGGACUGGUCCAUAAAGUGAAGUAAUUGAUCAAUAUAGUGCAACAGUUAAGACUUAAAUGUAGCAGUUAAACUUUACAAGUUAUAGAAGUAAAAUCAUUCACCAGAUUUAGUAGGUAAGGCCUUUUUUAUUAUUAAAAAUUGGACCCUAGCCUAAAAAAAGAUAUAGUUCACAUAGUCUAAGCAAAAAGUAUCUUGUUCUACCAUUUCCUUCAGAUAGCUUCUUUAUCUUUUAAAAAGGGCCAUAUAUAAAUCCUGUAGAUGAAUAUUCAGUAUUUAAUAUUUUUAUAUCGCUUGAGGGGCAAAGAUGUUAAACUUUAUUUGAUUGAGAGGCCCCGUCAGGGAUCAGGACCAAAAUGUAUCAUUUAAUUUAUCAUUCUAUAUUGGACAUAUGAAAAUUCUUUAAAGAUAUAUUCAAGCUUUAAAAGCUGAAAAUAAUUUAAGUUGCCUAGCUGGAGAUUCCAGUGCACAAUUUACCAUUUAAUUUUUCACUCUAUCAAAAUCCUUUAUUUGCGAUAGUUGUAAAUCUGUUGAGUGGUCACUGUUUGAGCCAAGUCCAAAAGAUGCCAUUUAAUUUAUUACAUUAAUAUUGCCCCUUUUCAUUUUCUUCUUAUUAAUAUUUCAGGUAAUCUUUAAAAGCUCCGAAUGGUUCCUUAAGGUUCUACAGUUAUAAAUUUAAUAGGGGCUCAAUGAAAAUAAAUUAGAUAAAUUUUAACUUUAAAAAUUGUAAACAAGGAUUCAAAGUAUCAUUUAAAGGGGGCCCUUUCAUAAUUCUUACACAUAAAUAUCCUAGGCAAUGUUUAAAGUUUUAAAUUGGAUUGGGGGCCCCAAUAAUGGAAGUUAUACUUAAAAUUUUAGGUCCUGUGGGACAAACUUGGUUUGAAAAAUAAUUUACAUAGCCAAUGAUACAUGCAAAAUUUCAGCCCUCUGGGUCCAGGAGUGUUUGAAAUUUUUAAAAAUUAUAAAAUUGUAUGUUUUGAAAUAAUUUCUUUUAUCUCUUUAUGGUUGCAGUUGUAUUUGAUAAAUUUUCAAGGGUGCUAGUUCAAUAAUUUUCAGGUUCUUGAAAAAAUACUAAAUAUGUUAUGUUACAAAGAGUAAUACAUAUUAUUUAUUAAGUAAUACAUUUGUUAAAUAGGCAUAUUAUGACUACAUUGGUAUUCCUUACGCAUUCCAGUUCAAUGGUGAUUAUCUAUACUAUGAAAAAUAUUAUUUUUAUUUUGUGAAUUUUUAAUUUUUCUAGCUGUACCAUGAUUAAGGGUGGUAAUCCAGAUAUUUAGCCCUAUAAUAUUUACGUACACACAUGGAUUGUUACCAAAGGUCAUCAGCUUAAUUUUAAUAAAACAUUCAAUUCCGCAUCUCAUUAUGUUCAUUAUAGGCUGAAGUUUCCAGCAGAGAGCCACUCAUUUACCAGACAGUGUAUCGUAUGAUAAGUUCCAUUUCCUUACAGUCUGAUUACCCAGAUAUUUUAGUUGAUCUCCUUGCAAUGUUUUGCCGUGCAUCAAGACAAAGGGCAGUUGGAACUCCUUAUCAAGAUCAGGUUUUGAUAGCUUACUAAUUUAGCAUUUACCAAUAGUUGAUUAUUAUUGUGUGCAAUACAUCUUCUAGUUUUCAUCAGAGUUAGGUGUGCAAAACAAAAUAAGUUUGAAAUAAUUAAGGGACAUAAAUUAUUACAAGUUGUUUGUAUUUUAAACAAUGUUAAGCACACUUUGUACAAAAAUUGCUCAACAUUAAAAUUAGCAACUUUUUUAAAGUUAUCAAUAAUUUUAUUGCUCUCUUAAAAUAUUAGCAAUUUGUAAUAUAACAGUGAUAACAGAUGAUUUAUGUUGAAAUUAAAAUAUUUGCAAUGAUGUCUUAAAUCUUUCAUUUUAAAAGGAAAGUGGAAUGAGGAAUGAUGACAAAACAUUUAAAUUUUUACUCAGAAAUUUUCUUGUACAGGGUCCGUGUUCAUUUAUACUUUUUUUAUUUUAAUUUUCGCAUAGGUUCACAUUCUCAGAAGACCAGGGAAAUCUGCAGUUUUUAAAUCUCUUUUGAGUACAACUCCUCAAAGUAGGCUUAUACAUCAUUAAAUUGUAUUUAUUGACUAUUUAAAAGAAUUGCUUUUUAAUUAAUUUAAAAUUAUAUGAUGGCAUUUUCUAGUAUGCUAAUUUUUAUGUAAGUUCUUCAGUCAAUAAAAAAGUUUUUUUUUUUAAAUAGUGACUAUAACUUUAUUUUCAGGUUCCUCUCAGCCAUCUGUUUGUCAUUGUCUUUAUGAAUUACAAAAAGAAUGGACCAAACUCAUGGAGCAUCCUGAAGUUUUAGAUGACAGGCAUGUUCAAAACACACCUCCACACAAUGCAACCGUCUCAGAGAAAUGUGAUUUUCAUGAUGAUCUAAUAGAUCUAACAAUUGAGUACAGAGAAUGGGUGUCUGCUGCUCUUGACAAUGUCUUGAUUUGCGAGCAGAAGGUAUUAAUACCAACUAAUCAAUAAACAUUCAAAUAUCAUGGAAGAACUCAUUGAUAACCUUAUAUUUAUAACAGUGUAUGAAGUAAUUUAAUUAUAUUUAUAAUAGUGUAUGAAGUAUUUUAAUUAUAUUUAUAACAGUGAAUGAAAUAUUUUUAAAAAGAAUCGAGGUCAGGGAUUUUUAUUCUUUGUAAUUUUAUAUAAUGCCGAAAAUAUGAAGAAGUCAUGAAAAUCUGAUGAAGUCAUAUGAAAAUCUGAUGAAGCCAUAUGAAAAUCUGAUGAAGCCAUAUGAAAAUCUGAUGAAUUCAUAUGAAAAUCUGGUGAAGUCAUAUGAAAACCUGGUGAAGUCAUUUGAAAAUCUGAUGAAGUCAUAUGAAAACCUGAUGAAGUCAUAUGAAAACCUGAGGAAGUCAUAUGAAAACCUGAUGAAGUCAUGAAAAUCUGGUGAAGCCAUAUGAAAAUCUGAUAGUCAUAUGAAAAUCUGAUGAAGUCAUAUGAAAAUCUGGUGAAGUCAUUUGAAAACCUGAUGAAGUCAUAUGAAAACCUGAUGAAGUCAUAUGAAAACCUGAUGAAGUCAUAUGAAAACCUGAUGAAGCCAUAUGAAAAUCUGAUGAAGUCAUAUGAAAAUCUGAUGAAGUCAUAUGAAAAUCUGAUGAAGUCAUAUGAAAACCUGAUGAAGUCAAAUGAAAACCUGAUGAAGUCAUAUGAAAAUCUGGUGAAGUCAUAUGAAAAUCGGAUGAAGUCAUAGAAAGUGUUGGUUCUUAAUUGAGCUUUGAAUUCAUGAAUAUUGAAUUUUAGGUGGAGGAAAAUGAAUCUGAUUUAAUUGUAUGAUUAAUGUAUGAUGUCUUUCUGGGGUUUCUCUAUUUCAAAAUUUCUACAGUGGAUAUCAUUCUUUCUUUUUCAGUACAUCAAAUCAUGUUUGUGGCUAAUAUUGCUACAUAAUAAAGUAAAAUUUAAUGCACCACCUUACAUAGUAAGUAGUAUCUAUUCUUAUUUAUUCUAGCUUUAUUAAAUUUUCAAAACAUUUUGAAGCAUUAUUUUUGAAAUGCUUUAUUACAUUUUGAAGAAUACCGUUUUUUUAUGCCAAUUUAAAAGAAGCUGCAUCAUACUAGGGCUACCAUGGUUCAUCAGAAAUAUCAAGACAGAUUACCUCGCACACAUAUAGAUAACUAUCCAAUGGAUGAACAUACAACAUAAACAAGCUUAAAUUGAACGAUGAAAAGACCGAGCUGAUCCCCAUUGCUACCGCUCAAAAGCUAAAAUAUAUAACUAACACACAAACCCUUACUCUCUCAGUUAUACAGAUAGAGUUUUCUCAAACGGUGCGAAACCUGGGUGUCUACAUAAAAAGAACACUAACUAUGGAAAAUCACAUUAACAUGCAAGGCGAUUUUUCUAGAGCUCCGCAGAAUUAGUCAUAUCAGACUUUUCUUAACAUUAGACGCAUCGAAGAGGCUGAUGUCUGCAUUCGUGCUAUCACGCAUGGACUAUUGCAAUGCUCUUAUGGUGGGUCUUCCAGCUACGCUCCUGAAUAAAAUUCAAAAAGGACAGAAUAAUGCGGUUCGCAUUGUUCUUCGAAAACGCAAAUUCGACCAUGCUAAAACACUUCUGAGAGAGUUGCAUUAGCUGCUGGUCUGUGCUCGCAUAGAGUACAAAAUUGCAACUCAGUGCUACCGCUGCUUGCAUGACCUGGCGCCGUCCUAUCUCAAAGCGCUACUUAUGCCUCGUGUACCCAUUAGACAACUCCGCUCAUCUGAUUGUGGCAAACUCUCGAUAUCACGUGUUCGCCUUGAGACUUACGAUGGGCCCACUUUCGCAUUUGCUGGCCCAACAAUUUGGAACAUUCUUCCUAUCGCUAUCAGAAACAGCCAGACACUGGAGUCUUUCAAAACUGAUUUAAAGACUUAUCUUUUUCGCAAACAUCUGCUGGGGUGAUGUUGUCUAUCUAGCUGUUAUCUUUUAGAUGAAUAUUGGCCUGUGUUGUUUAUGGUUGCAAGGUAUGAAAGACUUAGAAUGGGUAUUCUUGUAUGUAGUUUUGUAAUGUUGAAUUUUGUACUUCAAUGUGGUAUAUACCGCGCUUCGAGCCAUUGGGGAUGAAGCGUGAUUUUCAAAUAAUCUUUAUUAUUAUUAUUAUUAUUAAAUUUUGUUUACCGGUAUUACAAAUUAAAUCCAGUAAAUUUGUAUAUUAGUUAAAAGAAAAUAUUGUUAUUUUUCACCAGUUCUUAUACUUGGCUAUUUUUGGUUUGGAACUUUCAUAAAUCAUCUUCCUUAUUACAUGAAAAAAUUAAUUAAACAUAAUUUGUUUUGCAGGAAAUGGAACAAACACUUUUAAAAUAUGUAUACAACCUCAGAAGUUUGAUUCAAGUUCAUUGCAUUUCCAUGGAGCAGCAGAAAGUUAUUAUUGCACCAGUCAAAACAAAUCAGCUGUCUGGAUGCUCACACAAUGUUCACGAUGAAUUUUUGGGAGUUGUAACAGUCCAGAUAUUUGUGAUGUUUUUAUUUCAUUCUACUUCUGGUUUUAGUGCUGGGUGGCAGAUUUGUUUAUCGGUUAGUAUAAAAUAAAUGGGAUCGAUGCUGCAUCCAAUUGAGUUAAUGUCACUCUGAUAUAGUUUUGUACCAUUCUACACGUCAUCAUAAUGCUUGGGGAACAUUAGGUUCCCCUUACCUAGGUGUAUUUAUGUCAAUCAUUUUUAUUUUAGUAGUUGCUAAAUAGUAAAAUUGUUUAAUAUUUAUUACUUAUUUUAAUCUAUUUUAAAUCAGUCCAAAAAAGAGGCAGGUUCAACGAAAUGGCAUUUACGGGCACACAAAAAUUAUGACUCCUAAAAAUAGAUUUCAAAUGCUGCUUAUUAGGUAUAAAAUAUGUAAAAAUGUAAUUCUGCUGUGCAGAGCAGUUGAGAAUGCAUUCUAAAAAAAUUCAUAGUUUUCUGUUUUCACAAUUAUUCUAUUCAGCACCGAAGCAAUCAAAAUUGAAUGUUUAAAAAAUUUGACACUAGGGCAAAUAUGCUAAAUAUUACUCUUGGUGGAUGUAGCAAGUUCAUUGUGAAAACACAAAACAAUAUGAUUAUUAUUACAAAACAUAGUGAUGUUAUCCCCUACCCCUCCCUACUGUACGUGUCAAGUCCGCACAACCUCCUUUCCCCCCACAAGUAUAUAAUUAAGGAUGGUACCUAGCCAAUGGUAUUUCUCUGUCCAUUCAACACCAAGUAUAUAAUUAAGGAUGGUCCCUAGCCAAUGGUAUUUCUCUGUCCAUUCAACACCAAGCAUAGAAAGAGGAUGGUCCCAAGACAAUGGUAUUUCUCUGUCCAUUCAACACCAAUUAUAUAAUUAAGGAUGGUACCUAGCCAAUGGUAUUUCUCUGUCCAUUCAACACCAAGUAUAGAAAGAGGAUGGUCCCUAACCAAUGGUAUUUCUCUGUCCAUUCAACACCAAUUAUAUAAUUAAGGAUGGUUCCUAACCAAUGGUAUUUCUCUGUCCAUUCAACACCAAGUAUAUAAUUAAGGAUGGUCCCUAGCCAAUGGUAUUUCUCUGUCCAUUCAACACCAAGCAUAGAAAGAGGAUGGUCCCAAGACAAUGGUAUUUCUCUGUCCAUUCAACACCAAUUAUAUAAUUAAGGAUGGUACCUAGCCAAUGGUAUUUCUCUGUCCAUUUAACACCAAGUAUAGAAAGAGGAUGGUUCCCUAACCAAUGGUAUUUCUCUCUCCAUUCAACACCAAUUAUAUAAUUAAGGAUGGUACCUAGCCAAUGGUAUUUCUCUGUCCAUUCAACACCAAGUAUAGAAAGAGGAUGGUACCUAGCCUAUGGUAUUUCUCUGUCCAUUCAACACGAAGUAUAGAAAGGCGCUAAAACUAACAACCAAAAACUUUUUUUUUAAGCUUAAAAGGCACCGGUAUAUAUAUAUAUUUGUUUUUUGUAAAAUCGUAGUUCUGGCGGGUGUCGGCAUAUAAUUGUAAAAGACAUCUGAAAAUCAUAACAAUGGACGCCAAAAUCAUAAGAGUAAACAGGUCUGGAACAUUGGUCCUAACAUUUCCAAUGUUUAUUCUUUUACUUUUUGCAUCCAUUAACCAAGUUUGGUAUGGAUGAUUUUUAAUGAGAGUGUAAUUAGAAUAAUCAUAAUUAUUUUUCUCUUCAGGUUAGACAACUGGAGAUGGUGACUAAAUAUUUAAUUUAUCACUACCAGAAUUUGGAAGUUAACCCUAAUCUUUGGAAAGACACUAAAAGAAAGGCAUUCAGGGUAUUUCUUAAUGAUCUAAUCUCAAGAUUAAACUCAGAGGAAACUGUGAUAUCUGCACAUUUUAAAAGUCCUCAAGAUGAGAUGUAUAAAAUUUUAGCUACUUUAUAGCUGUCAGAAUUUAUGUAAAAUUAAAAAAAAUAAUAAAAUAUAGAUC
This is a messenger RNA of Lymnaea stagnalis (great pond snail), 9909 nucleotides long. Lineage: Eukaryota; Metazoa; Mollusca; Gastropoda; Lymnaeidae. The record is from the annotation of a GenBank genome assembly.